This is a messenger RNA of Paramormyrops kingsleyae, 2546 nucleotides long. RefSeq names its product regulator of G protein signaling 7 binding protein a (gene rgs7bpa). Lineage: Eukaryota; Metazoa; Chordata; Actinopteri; Osteoglossiformes; Mormyridae. The record is from RefSeq and is a predicted model, not a curated record.
GGAUGAGUUUGGGUGAGGUGUAAUUAACGAUUUAACAUAGGCUACUGGAAAAGGUGUUCAUUCCCGAGGGGUCUACUUUGAUGGAUUGCAUUAGUAUUCUUGUCUUAUGAGUGUGUCGUUCUGCUUGCCACGUCAGGCUGCCAUUUAUUGUGUGUCUCCUGUUUUUUUCACCAAGGUUAGCUCUACUCUCAGAAGAAGACCUUGAAAACAAGAUCGGGACAGUCAGUGGCAUCCGUCAUUAGCUUUUGUUAUCGCAAUCGUCCGACUCGUCAUUUCGUGGCAUUAGCGAUAUUGUCACUCGAACUGUUUAUUUCCACAGCAUCCGUGUCAUGAUCUCACUGUUGGCGACGUUAGAGUAAAAGCUGCCGCGUACGACUGAGACGCAUCAGCCUAUCCGCAGUGCUUCAUGGAAACUCAUAAAUGUAAGACAUGGCUGCAGCUCCAUCUCGCUGAAUGCGCCUCUCAUAAGGAGGGAUCGGCCGAGUGCGAACAGGACAUUUAAUCUGUAAUCGGGUUUCUGCUGGAGUGAAGGUGACUCGCUUUUGCAGUGGAAGCUAUGCGGAGAGGAGAUGCGAGCGCUCAUCCGGCACUCUUGCGCGCUGAAGGCUGCCAGCCAAACGACCUGUCUGAGCAGUAGGGAACCAGUCGGUCGCUCUCAGUGAUACCGCAUUAACACCAACAAAAGCAGCGAACAAUUUUUUUUAAGGUUGCAAGAAUAAUCUAAAAAUUAAUUGCACGCGUAGGUUUUACCGGCCGCCGUUUAUGCAUGAGUUCUGCACCGAAUGGGCGCAAAAACCGCCCCAAAUCCGCCGGGAACAUUUUUCAAAUCGGCAAGCCUCAGUACCGGGACUCGGAGCGCCGGGAGAGCACGGAAAGCGCCCGCAAAACGCAGCGGGUGGUGGAGCACUGCAGGAUGAUUGUCCACGAUUUCAAUACACUUGUGGCCCUUUAUCGAGAGCUGGUCAUCUCCAUCGGGGAACUAACUGUCGACUGUCCGUCUCUGCGCGCAGAAAUGCACAAAACACGAACCAAAGGCUGUGAGAUGGCGAGAAGCGCGCACCAAAAUCUCUCUGCCAUUCCGGGCCCUGAGGACGGGGAAAUCCACCCAGAGAUCUGCAGACUCUUCAUCCAGCUGCAGUGCUGCUUGGAGAUGUACAUCACGGAGAUGCUCAAGUCUGUGUGCUUGCUGGGCUCGCUCCAGAUCCACAGGAAAGGAAAGGAGACCCACACAACCCCCAGGGUGGACUGCAAGCUGGAUGAGAGCUCUGACAUCCCCAUCCUGGAGGACACGUCCUCCUCACCGGUGGACUGCCCUCAGUACUGCUGGCUGGUCUCCACAGAUGUCGAAAACACGGAGAGGGACAUGAGGGAGAUGAAGAACCUACUUAGCAAACUCAGGGAAUCCAUGCCUUUGCCGCUGAAGAAUCAAGAUGACAGCAGUCUGCUCAAUCUCACUCCGUACCCCCUGGUCCGACAGAGGAAGAAGCGCUUCUUGGGGCUGUGCUGCCUGGUGUCCAGCUAAGAGUCUCCUCACUAUCUACAGUAGGGAAAAGGAGACAAGAGCAUUGUGUGAACAUUACCCAUAAUCCCUGAGCACUUGUGUCCCCCAAAACUAUUACUGCCAUAUCCAAAACAUUUAUGUGUUUGAAAAAGCUGCCCCAUUUUCUAGCUUUAUUUUGUGAUAAAAAAGGAAUUCUUUAAAAAAAAAUGAUUAAUAGUCACAAACAUAUAUAUUCUAAUUUUGUUUAUGAUGCUUUUUAACAGUUAUUUCCAAAUUUGUAAGUGGAAUUAAACUACUGCUGAUCUGUUAGUAGGCAACAUAACCAGAUGAAAUAAUAUAGGUUUUUACCUUUUACUCCAUAAUAACCACAGAUAUCUUGCUUAAUAGCUAACAAUUAAUUUGAGAGCUUCUCUUAGAAUGGAUCCUCUUCACCAACGGCAAGACUGAGAAAACAUCUGUGUAUGUUACACCUGUCAGAGCCAGACGUAAGGGUCUAGAAGCAAAUGAAAACUACUACCAAACUAGCUCCUAUUGGCAGUAUCUAUGUAUUGUCUCACAUAAUUAGACAGCUUUUACGAAAGACCUGCACUAAUUUCUUUUUCUCUUCUAGUCCUGUAACAGUACUUAUAUAUAAUUUAGUCUUCCAUAUACCGAAAAACCUGUACCCCACAUUACUUUUCGACUUCAAUGAUGCUAUACAAUACAUCUACAAAGCCUUUGCACUUAAAAUAUACCAUAGUAUAUAAAUAAAAAACUUCUGCAGAUAUAUGUGCCAUAUUUGUAUACAUAUAUAUGUGUAGAAGUAUAUAUGGCAACACACUCUUUAGCAUUACAUACUUCUUUAUUUUUAUGGUGGCUUAUUUUGGUCAAUAUAACCUGAUGGGCUCCCCAUUCGGCUUAUACAUCCAGACUGAAAAGGCACAGCAUGGUUUUUGCUUAUAAAUUAUAGUGCUAAGUGUUUAGGGCAUGCAGAAGGUAAUGACAUUUUAAGUUGAAUGAAGUUAUAGACCAUUUUACAUUGUUAAUAAACCUUUUUUUAAUGAAA